Molecule: messenger RNA, 1500 nt
Organism: Neohortaea acidophila
Lineage: Eukaryota; Fungi; Ascomycota; Dothideomycetes; Mycosphaerellales; Teratosphaeriaceae
Product: mitochondrial carrier domain-containing protein
Exons: 2
Coding region: 223-1158 (311 amino acids)
Biological process (GO): glycine import into mitochondrion
Cellular component (GO): mitochondrion; mitochondrial inner membrane
Molecular function (GO): glycine transmembrane transporter activity
Source: RefSeq, a predicted model, not a curated record
UGUUUAUACCAAUCUUUCCUCAUCAUUGACCAACUGCUGGUGUUCCCAUGCUGGCCUAUUCGGCCGAGUGCAAAUCGAUUACAUCACUUCGCGCGUUUCAGAUCCAAUAAGUUCCCGCGUCACUGCCACAGCUGCGCGACCACCUUCCCACCACCUCCCUCCAAGAUGCUACUUGGACUCCUCUUUCACCCCUCGACAAUGCCUUGAUCGCUCGUUUCGGCAAUGUCAGAUGGAGUGCAGAAGAGAAAGUCGUCUGCCGCCUUUCACUUCGCCGCCGGCCUCGGCUCCGGCGUAGUCAGCGCGUGCCUCCUACAACCCGCCGAUUUGCUCAAGACGCGCGUGCAGCAGACCAACGCCGCCUCGCUCCGCCACGCCCUCCGCGAUGUCCUGCAGGGCCCGAAUCCCAUACGCCAGCUCUGGCGCGGCACCACGCCCUCCGUUAUCCGCACCGGCUUCGGCUCCGCGCUGUACUUUGGCAUGCUCAAUCAGAUGAGGCAAUAUGCGGCCAAGAUGCCGCCCAUACCUGUUGGCGGGGACGGGACAAGGGUAGUAGCGGGCGGAUCAUCGUCUGCGCUGCCGAAACUGGGCAACGUGGCGAAUCUGGCUACGGGGGCGUUUGCGAGGGUUGCGGCGGGACUCGUAGUGAAUCCCAUUACGGUACUCAAGGUGCGCUACGAGUCGUCGCAUUACGCCUACACUUCGCUUAUGGGAGCCGGGAGGGACAUCCUUGCCAAGGAAGGGGCGAGGGGCUUCUUUGCGGGGUUCGGCGUGACGGCGGUGAGGGAUGCGCCGUACGCCGGAAUGUACGUGGUGCUGUACGAGCAGGCGAAGGCGCGACUGGGCAAGCUGGUGACGCCGGCGGGGACGGUGGGCUCCAUUUCCAGCGGCGUCAUGAUCAACUUUGCCUCGGGCGUGUUGGCUGCCGUGACGGCGACGACGAUAACAAACCCCUUCGACGCCAUCAAGACGCGCAUACAGAUUGCGCCGGGCAAGUACGGGAACAUGGUGCAGGCGGCGCGGCUUAUGCUGAAGCACGAAGGGCUGCGGAGCAUGUUCAGCGGCCUGAGUCUGCGGCUGGGCAGGAAGGCGGUGAGCAGUGCUCUGACGUGGACGGUGUACGAGGAGAUUAUCCGUCGGACGGAGAAAGUGUUGGUGUAGCCUCUCUGUCGAUAUGAGAGUCCACGAGAUCGCGUGCGUCGUAUCCACUCAGUCAUACACUGCUACGUCGAUGUACUACACUCUCCAAUCCGUCAAUCAAGAAAUCCUUCGGCCGGGUAGAACGGAGCGAGACAGGCCUGAGACACCGACGAACUUGGUAAUCAACGAGAGCUCUUGCUGCUCUACAUCUUGAUGUACUGGAACCUCCGCGGCGCCAGCGGGACGAUAGAAGCGCCGGCUCCGGCUACCGAGAUUAAUAAUUCACGAGGCCGAAGUUUAUCUCACGUCACCUCCUGAACUUCUCGUCGCUAGAAUACUUUUAAUCUCAAAUCUUCCACUCCC